Sclerotinia borealis F-4128 is the source of this 1848-nucleotide messenger RNA. The record is from the annotation of a GenBank genome assembly. Lineage: Eukaryota; Fungi; Ascomycota; Leotiomycetes; Helotiales; Sclerotiniaceae.
AUGGGUAUUUGUGACAUAUGUCGUGCAAUACCCAUAGAGCCAUUUUUCAAUCCAGAUGUUAGCAAGUCUUUACAUGUUCAUCAUCCUUCAGUGAAAAGUCUCGAAAGAUCCGCAACAAACGGCUGUCACAUAUGUGCUCUAUUCUAUAGUGCCAUCACUGGGGCUCCGUCUCGGAACGAAAGCCAAAAAACUUAUUUGAAAGUCGAUCAAAAGCUGGGUGUGUCAAGUCCUCAUCGAAAUCUAGUUUCCUACCAAGUGGGACGGGAUGGACAGAAAUAUCUGUUUGACGUGGAAUCUACAGACGAUUUGUACUCUAGCAUCUUAUUUCCCAAAAACCAGAACAUUACCUCUCUGGUCUCAUCAUGGAUUGGCACCUGUAUUCAUGAGCAUAUGAACUGCAAUAUACAUUACGAAACGGGGUUUCGGCCUCGUCGACUCAUUGAUGUUCGAAAGUACGGCCUCUCACCUCGGCUGGUUGAGACGGCGCAAAGUAAUGAGGAUUGUUCAAAGUACCUUGCGCUGACACAUUGUUGGGGAAAAGAAAUGCCAGAAGUUGCAACAACGAAAAUCAAAACACUUCAGCGUCGCUUGGUCUCAAUUCCCUUCAAAACAUUACCUCGAACAUUCCGUGAUGCAAUCAUAGUUACUAGACGACUUGGACUCAAACAUCUAUGGAUUGAUUCUCUUUGCAUCGUUCAAGAUUCCCCCCAAGAUUGGCAGCAAGAGUCAGCUUUGAUAGGCAAAAUCUAUUCUCAUUCUUACUGCACGAUUGCAGCGGCAGCGGCAUGUAAUUCCGAGGAAGGACUCUUUGCAUUGCAUAGCGAGUUGCCAUUGAUUCCUCGCACCCCCCAUCAACCCGGAGUUCUAUUUAAACUCCCUUUUCCCGGAUGGAAAGGUCUUUUCGAUAAAAGCACACUGAUUCAGAGAAGCUGGACUCUACAGGAACGAGAACUUUCACCCAGAAUGUUGUAUUUCACUAAACACACUAUGCUGUUUGAGUGUCGAGAAGCUCGUAUAUCCGAUCAUAAUCAUGUAAUGAAUAGCAAUCAUUGGGUUUCAAAAUCCGAUCUAUCACGAUAUGUUUCAAUCUCGAGUGUACGGUGUCUCGACAAAAUCCACGAAGGUAGCGUUGCCUCACCGCACCACGAUAUGGUGAAUGAAAAGUAUUAUGAACUGUGGCGAAAGAUGGUGCAGGAUUACAACAAUCGUCAACUCACGCAUCGUACUGACAAAUUCCCGGCUCUUUCUGGUCUCGCUUUCGAAUUUGCAUAUCUGUUAGAUGAUGAAUAUCUUGCAGGACUAUGGCGGAAGGAUCUUGUGAGAGGCUUGUGUUGGAAAUGGUCAUCAAAUUCUGCGAAAAAACAGAGUGCGGACCAUUAUGGACCUUCAUGGUCUUGGGCCAAGAUGAAUGUUCCCAUAACAUAUGGACUCAUUAGAGAAGAUCGGGUCUUCGCCUCACGAACUAUAGGAGUGCAGUUCGUUCAUAUACCAGUGGAUUCACGGUUUACCGACCCGGAGAUCUUACAUGCUAGUAUCGUUCCGGAGGGUAGGGAUCCCAAUGGCACUCUCGUCUCAGGCAGAAUCUAUCUUCGUGGACAACUCAUCUCAUUGAAACGGUCAAAAGCGGGUGAUUACUCAAUCGAUGGCGAAUCAUUACCAAUUACAUUUGAUAAUUUACCCCAACCACCAGUAGAUCUUUAUCUUCUGGGCUUGGGGAGGACAAAUGUAGGGUUGAUCCUUCAGGUAUUCGAAGAAAGUAGUAGAGAGUAUAUUCGAGUAGGUGUGGUUGCUCCUACUGAGUGGGAAUGGUUCGAAAAUAUUGAAUUCGACCAUUUGACCUUGGUAUGA